AUGGCUACUUGUCCCAAAACUCUACGGCUACUCGCUCUGGUGGAGGAGAUCAGAUCUUCAAUCGAGAGUAAUGAUGCCAGCAAUGCGGCUGCACGAUCUGGUCUAUUGAUGAAAAUUACGAAUUUAAGAGACGCAGUCGAGGCUCCGCAAGACUCUCUUCUACGAAUAUAUGCCCAGCCGUUGCAGAAUGCCGCACUAAGGGUAGCUGUUGAACUGGGCUUGCCCAAAAUCAUUUCUACAGCAAAUUCGCCGAUCCCUGAGAUAGGGAUCAGUCUCGCGCAACUAGCUGGGAGGUCUCACGGUGAUCCAAGGUUGAUUGCACGCCUUAUGAGAGUACUAACAGCCAUGGGCAUCUGCGUCGAGGUUGGGCCAGAACGCUAUAUGUCCAACCCCUUGAAUGAGGUUAUAUUGCAACCGGGGUACACGGCUGGUGUCAGGUUCCAUUUUGAUAUCGAGAUUCCUGCCAUUAUAAAAUUGAUUCCAUGCUUGGACAAGAAUGCAUUCCAAAACCCAGUUGAUGCGUCGCAAUCUGCUUUCGAUUACGCGUUCGGUGCUUCCUUCUUCGAAUGGAUGAAAGAAAAUCCAGCUACACUCCGCUGUUUUGAAUUGUAUAUGGCUGGACGCCGAGUCGGAAAAGCGAGCUGGCUCGACUACUAUCCCGUAGAGGAACGUCUUGUGGAGGGUACGAGCGUAGAGAAUGUGAUCUUCAUGGUCGACAUCGGAGGCGGUCAGGGUCAUGAUCUUAAGAGCUUAAGUGAUAGAUACGGCGACAAAGGUCUACCAGGACGGUUGAUACUACAAGAUUUGGUGGCAGGCACCCGAGAAAUUAGCGCUACGAGCUUUGAAUCCAUGGUUCACAACUUCUUCGAACCGCAGCCAGUCAAAGGUGCCCGGGUCUAUCACCUCCGAGCGAUUCUCCACGACUGGCCCACUGCCAUAUGCCGCACCAUUCUCUCCCACAUCGCUGACGCCAUGACCCCAAAUUACUCGAAACUCAUCAUCCGUGAGUUCAUCCUUCCCGAUACCAAUGUGCCACUCUACACCGCCUGUACAGAUGUCCGAAUGAUGCUCUUACAUGCCGGACUGGAACGGACAAAAAGCCAAUGGAUAAAGCUUUUAAGCGAGGUUGGGCUAGAGCUAGGAGGGGUUUGGACUGCGGAAAGAGGUGGGGAGGGUGUCAUUGAGGCAUUCAAGAGCGCCGAAGCCCAGGAAUAG
This is a messenger RNA of Letharia columbiana, 1215 nucleotides long. RefSeq lists its product as uncharacterized. The record is from RefSeq and is a predicted model, not a curated record. The transcript is spliced from 5 exons. Bases 1 to 1215 code for a protein of 404 amino acids. Gene Ontology annotation, molecular function: O-methyltransferase activity. NCBI's taxonomy places the organism in Eukaryota, Fungi, Ascomycota, Lecanoromycetes, Lecanorales, Parmeliaceae.